Molecule: messenger RNA, 1685 nt
Organism: Zychaea mexicana
Lineage: Eukaryota; Fungi; Mucoromycota; Mucoromycetes; Mucorales; Lichtheimiaceae
Product: surface antigen-domain-containing protein
Exons: 7
Coding region: 346-1641 (431 amino acids)
Biological process (GO): protein insertion into mitochondrial outer membrane
Cellular component (GO): SAM complex; outer membrane
Source: RefSeq, a predicted model, not a curated record
CCUAAACUUCCCGAUACACCUAACUUAUGUUUUUUCUGGUCCUUAAACAAUCUAUUUGCAGAACCACAUUCUUUCUCGUCAUCUCCCUAUAUACAGUAAACAAGCGAAAAAUAGAAGAGAAACACACCUUCUUAAACUUAGAGAAUUCGCUCAGGAUGUCGUAAUGCUGCUGCAUCAGGCAUGUGCGCGUUGCAUGAAAUAGAAGCAGCUCCACAUUUUUUGUGACGUGAAUAAAAUUCCAAGAGCGGCAAAAGCUGUAGUCGACCCAGCAACCCAUAGCAAAAAAAAAAUGUUGCUGGGGGUGGAAGAAUAAUUCAAGUACAACACUGGCUUUUUUGCAUAAACAUGUCGACUUCGGUUCCGAUUCCAGCAGAGGCUCCACUUCACGUUGAUGCACUCCGUAUUCUCGGCACCUCCAUUACCCGCGAAUCGUUCUUGAACAGUGUAGUCAAAGACGUGUUUAACGCGCAAACCUCCGGCGAUGUCUUGGCCAGUGUGAAAGAAGCUGCAGCCAAGUUGCAGCGACACGAUAUAUUUGAAGAAAUAAAGGUGUACAUGGACUCGUCGCGUCCCAAUGCGGAUUCCGUUCAUGUUACGUUCGACCUGAAGGAAAAGUCCAAGGGUGUUUAUCAGACUACUUUGGCCGUAGGCGAAAACGAAGCAAACAUGACGGGCGCUGUGACGAUCAGAAACAUUUUCGGUGGUGCAGAGACGGCAACUACUCGAUUCGCCUUUGGUAACCGUACAAAGGCUGCUGUUGAGAUAGUUGCUGGGACACCUCUUCAAGGAUCGCCUGACGUCAAGCUCGAGGCGUUCGCCAACGGCUCGAUCCGCGAUUAUUCUAUGAUCAACAACUAUGAGGAGCGUGCAAAUAGUGUUGGUGCCCGUGUCAAGGGCACUUCUUGCUAUGGCAACCAUCAAGUCGCGUACGCCAUGACACGCCGUGACAUUACCGCUCAACCUAAAUCGUCUGGAACUGUCCGUGCCAACUCUGGCGAGAAUCUCAAGUCAGCCUUGACCCAUACGUUUGUUAGCGACACACGUGAUCACGUCACCAUGCCGACCAAGGGCAAGUACUUGGCUGUCACCCAAGAAAUCGCUGGUAUGGGACAACGCGGCGACGCAAACUAUUUCAAGAACGAAUUAGCUGCUCAAGUGCAUCAGCCUGUGAUGGGCGAUAUCGUCUUGAGCACCGGCGUCAAGUUUGGAUUGUUGAUGCCUACUACGGAUAACGAGCGCGUCAAUGUCUCUGAUAGAUUCUAUGUGGGUGGUCCACUUUCUGUACGAGGCUUUAAGAUGGGUGGUAUUGGUCCACGUGAUGGCAAUGAUGCACUUGGUGGAAAUGUCUACUAUGCUGCUGGUGCUAGCUUGACCGCACCGAUUCCUGGUGCUGCCCAUCUUCCUGUCAGAGCACACGCAUUCUUCAACGCUGGCAACAUUGCUAGUAAAGCAAAGGACGCACCAUUGAAGGGCACGCUUGAAGAACUUAUCAACGAGUCGCGGACAGCAGCUGGUUUUGGUCUUAUCUUCCAUCACGAACUGGCUAGAGUGGAGGCGAACUUUUGUAUACCUUUACGAUUCAAGGGCUCUGAUCUGCCAAAGCAUGGUUUCCAGCUUGGUUUGGGCAUCAACUUUUUGUAGAGCCUGUAAUAAACUUGUUUGGAUUUGUUCUUUUAGAGAUGCUA